This is a messenger RNA of Colias croceus (clouded yellow), 806 nucleotides long. Its product is annotated as globin-like. The record is from RefSeq and is a predicted model, not a curated record. Lineage: Eukaryota; Metazoa; Arthropoda; Insecta; Lepidoptera; Pieridae. The transcript has 4 exons. The coding region runs from base 176 to 697 and encodes 173 amino acids. Gene Ontology annotation, molecular function: oxygen binding; heme binding.
UUGAAUACAGCGCACGUAUUUCCCGUCAAAGAAAUAAAAAACGCGGGAAAGUUUAACGUGAUUUUCGAAUUCAUUAUGAAAAAUGGAAUGUGGUCAUUGUUUUACAUGUAAAUAGUACUAAUGUUUUAUUGUAUUUUGAAGAGGAUUGUAAAAUAGUGCAUAUGUAAAGUUUACAAUGGGUGGCUGGUUGAGCUACCUAUGGUGGGGGGGCGACCCAGACGUUGCUCACCCAGUGUCUGGCCUCACCAAGAGAGAAGUAUACGCAGUACAGAAGUCCUGGGCACUUGUGUAUGCUGACUCUAUGGCUAAUGGAACGGAGCUGUUGAAACGAUUAUUCCGAUCAUAUCCAGAAACGAAAGAAUUCUUCAAAAUGGUCAAAAAAUCGUCAGAAGAGGAAUAUCCUCACAAUCCUCAAUUCAAGGCGCAUGUAGUUAAUCUAAUGGCUUCAUUGAAUAUGGCAGUAAUUAACUUGAACCAGCCAGAGGUUGUGGCGGCCAUGAUGAAUAAGCUCGGCGAGUCGCACGGCAGGAGAAAAAUAGAGCAGAGACAUUUCCACGAUUUAAAAGACGUCAUAGUGAAAAUGUUCAUAGAAGUCUUGAAACUUGACAACGCUACGCUAGGCGCGUGGGGCAAAACGGUUGAAUUCUGGUACAAACACAUAUUUGAGACUCUUGGAACCAAAGGGGAAAGCAGAUAACAGAGUUAAUACAUUUAAUUAUACAUUUUAUAAGUCUCGUUAUUAUAUAGCUAGUCUAUUACAAUUUUAUGAUAUUGUAGGUACGUAUGUUCGUAAGUUUUAAAUAAAU